AUGGCUGGGUCCCGUAGGAGUCCGGUGUUGAGAGACCAGUGGAGUGCCGACCCAGAUCGCGACGCACACUUUAGGGACACUCGUAGAGGUCGAGGGUCUCAUCGUGAUCGGGGUAGAAAUCGCCAUCGUGAUCGAGGUCGUUCAUCAAGGCCCAAAGAACGCCAUUUUGACUAUCCUGCUCGCUCGCCACCUACGUCUACACGCAUGUCCCGCUUCGGCCCAGAUUCAUCUUUCGACCCAGGUGACUCUGCCUUCGAUCGAUCCCCACCGCGUGGCUCCCCUGGCCCUUCCCCAAAGUUCCAAGAUACUCGACGACCGCCCCAGAAUCGGCCUUCUUCAUCUGGCGACUGGAAGAAUCACCCACCAGGAACAAUGAACGGCGGAGGCCUAGGUUUCCGACGUGAUGACUCCCCAUCUGGGCCCCCAUCCAAACGCAAAAGAACCCGCAGCCCUUCUCCCCGUGGCCAACAUGGUCAAUUUCCCCCACGCCGCUCUUCAUUUACCAAACCCGGAGACCGGCGUGAUCGCAGCCCCUCUUAUAAGAAUCGAGGAGGGCGGUUUCCAGGGCGUGGUGGCCCUAGAAGAUCUCCUCGUCGGGGCCGAGGUGAUCGUCGUGGAAAAGACCGCCGCCGAUCCGAUAUUCCACGAUUAGACCGGGACCGAUCCAGGUCACCUGUGCGUGGCCGAGGAUAUCCUCCGUCACCAGACCGUCGCUCUAGGCCGCCAAGUGGUGACGGUUAUAGCGACAGAGGUUCUCGCUACCUAUCUCGCUCUGUAUCUCGACAUUCCGCCGGUUCGAGAAGAUCUCCACAUCCACAACAUGUGCCAGGUGAUGAGGGAAUGAGUACAAUCUUACCAAGCAGGUCUGCCGGCGAUGACUUGGGACGCUCUCCAUCACCCCAUCCAAUUCCGAGCUUCGAUGACAGUCAGCGUGGCGCGCCUUUAAAGCAUGAGAUGCGGCAAUCAGAUGUUCCCAACAAACAACGCCAUCGGUCUCGGCCGCAUAUUGAGUCUCAGCAAUAUUCAGCCUCGCCUCAGUUUACUUCGGCUAGUUCGUAUCAUGGAUCUCCCCCGCCCGUUUCUCCACAAUCUGGAGGACGAGCUGGCUGGAAUAACCAAACUUCUUAUCCCGCUCCUAGACCUUCCUCACCUUAUCGACCAGAUAAUUACUACUCUCAAAAUGCUCCUCCAGGGCAGUCCAAUCAAAUGCACCAAUCAUUCGAUGGUCCACCAAACAACCACUCUCAGUCUUAUGGUAGUUAUCGCGGAGGUCAUUCUGGCUACCGCGGAAACCACGCAAACCAGGGCCCUGAUCGCCGGUACUCUGGUUCUGGCCCUCACCAGUACAAUAAUGGACCAGGUCAUCGCGGUGGCAGAGGUAGUUUCAAUAACUUCCAGUGGACCUCGCGUGGCCGUGGUGGGCACCAGAGUCCUCGGCCACUGCAUUCUCAUGGUCCCCAGACGCCUACUCGCCCAUCAUCGGUCAAUGAUCCUCAAUCACCCAGCGCCCCCGAGAAUGAUAAAAAUCACCGCCUCGCAAAUAAUAGGGAUAUCCAACGUGAUGACUACCGAGAUCCGCCGGUGUCAGAGAGUGGAGAUGGUCAAGUGGAUGCCCGGAAUAUGUCACUCCCAAACCGUGAUCAAAAAGCUUCAACGCCAGCAGACAAGGGUGGAAAGUUCAGUUUCGCAUUCAAGGCGAAAACCACUCCUACUACUGCUCCGAAACCGGUGCCAGAUCUGGCACAUCGAAUGCAAGUCCGUGAGGCACCUCCUCGAGCGCCUGCUGCCGAUGCACCAUCCCCUCGUAAUCGCUUAACCAACGGACCUUUACCGAAAUUUAAGCCAGAACCCCGCGGUGAUCGCCGUGAACGGGAUCGUGGACGGGAUCGGGACCGUAGGAAUACCCGCGACUCGCGAGAUUUCCGUGACCCAAGAGACCAUCGUGACGACCGCCGGUUCGAUCAGCGUCGGGACCGACGAAGGGGCGACCGGCGCCCCGACUUCCGACCAGAUCGCCGUAGGGAUGCGUCGCCUGAGCCUCCAAGAGAGCCACCCAAGCGGAUGGUGACCCUAACCCGGUAUAAAGAACGCCCAUCUUUGCCGGAACACUAUGCCUCUGUCGACUCAGUGUACUACCGGAAACCAGGCAACGAAUCUGUGAUUGGUGCAGGUACAUACGGCAAAGUCUUCAAAGGAAUUCACGUUUUUACUAAACGUGAAGUUGCUUUGAAGAAGAUCCGAAUGGAGGGCGAAAAAGAUGGUUUCCCCGUCACAGCCGUGCGAGAAAUCAAGCUUCUUCAGCACCUUCGAAGUCACAACGUGGUCAGUCUUUUGGAAGUCAUGGUUGAGAAAAAUGAGUGCUUCAUGGUCUUUGAAUAUCUCUCGCAUGAUUUGACAGGUCUUAUCAAUCACCCGGAAUUUUCACUCAACCUAGCGCACAAGAAGGAUUUGGCCAAGCAAAUGUUUGCAGGGUUGAACUUCCUCCACCACCGCGGUGUGUUGCAUCGAGACAUCAAGGCUGCUAACAUCCUGAUCAGCAACACUGGUUUGUUGAAGUUUGCUGACUUUGGCCUGGCCCGCUUCUUUUCGAAGAGCCACAAAAUGGAUUAUACCAAUCGCGUGAUUACGAUCUGGUACCGGCCUCCCGAGCUUCUUCUUGGUGAGACACGGUACGGCCCUGCUGUUGAUGUGUGGAGUGCUGCAUGUGUCUGCAUGGAGAUGUUCACCAAGAAGGCUGUUUUCCCCGGCGACGGGGGUGAAAUCAGCCAACUUGACAAGAUCUACAAUUAUUUAGGUACUCCAACUCGGGCUGAGUGGGCGGACUUUGUGGAAAUGCCAUGGUUCCAGAUGAUGCGCCCGCAGGAGCGUAAGAAGCGGACUUUCGAGGACACAUAUCGAGACAUAUUGACUCCUGCCGCGAUGGAUUUGAUCUCGUCUGUGUUCCAGUACGACCCUGCCAAACGACCUAGUGCGGAGCAGGUAUUGCAACAUCCCUACUUCCUGACCGAGGAACCAGCUCCUCAGCAGGCCACUGAGUUGGAGUUCAUGGAAGGGGAUUGGCACGAGUUCGAGUCCAAGGCGCUUCGCAAGGAAGCUCGCCGUGUCGAGGCGCAAGCGCAAAGCCAGAAAGAUCGGGAGAAGCGGAAGGCGGAGGCGUCGAGUGAUCGUGAUCCCAAGAGGGCGCGGGCGACAUCUGACGAAGCGGGACCUCCCAGAUGA
Penicillium longicatenatum is the source of this 3219-nucleotide messenger RNA. RefSeq names its product putative protein kinase. NCBI's taxonomy places the organism in Eukaryota, Fungi, Ascomycota, Eurotiomycetes, Eurotiales, Aspergillaceae. Gene Ontology annotation, molecular function: RNA polymerase II CTD heptapeptide repeat kinase activity; ATP binding; cyclin binding. The transcript is spliced from 3 exons. Gene Ontology annotation, biological process: protein phosphorylation; positive regulation of transcription elongation by RNA polymerase II; transcription elongation by RNA polymerase II. The record is from RefSeq and is a predicted model, not a curated record. The coding region runs from base 1 to 3219 and encodes 1072 amino acids. Gene Ontology annotation, cellular component: nucleus; cyclin/CDK positive transcription elongation factor complex.